GGGGACGCUGCCGUGAGGAGGAAGGGUUCGUGGGGACGGGGCUGUCCCUGCAGCAGAGUGGCCCCCGGGACUGCAGUGACAGUGCUGGCUGCUGGCGGAGAAAGGCCCUGGCAGGGUCGGGCCCGGGGGCUCCCGCACCCCCCAUUUCCCUGCAUGUGGCACAGAAACAUUCCUGCUGCCGGGGCUGGGGACAGCCAGCACCCCGGGGGACAGCGGCAGCAGCACGGGGGGACAAGGUCCCCAGUGCUGGAGUGAGGAAGGUGAGGAUGGUGUGAGCCACGGCCCAGCUGGAAGGAUCCCGGGGAGCUUGGCCACUCCGGCACCCAGCAGUGCCAGCCUCUGUGCCCAGGCUCCCCCUGGGGUCAAUAAUCUCCACCGAACAGGCACAACGGGGUGUUUGAACCUCACGCUUUCAGCUGCUGCCCUGCACUUCGGCUUUUUUAGGGAAAAUGAACCAGAGGAUCAGAAAUUGGUCAAAGCAUCCACACUUUGGGAUAAAGCACAAGCUGCUUCCUAGGGAAGAGAGCGAGUGGGAGUGGGACCCCUCCCCUCGCCCUUGCCAUCCCCAUCACAGCUCCCGCUCCUGGGGACUCCUCAGCUCCCCCAUUCCUGUGUGUGGGUUAUCCCCCCGUGUCCCCCAGCACAUGCGGUGGCUCUGGGCUCACCCUGGCAGCUGGCUGCCAAAUGAUUCCCCAUCAGUUUUUAAUUGCCCGAGCGCUCAAAGCCUGAAACGAAACGUUCAAGCUGUCGCUCGCAGGCACAGAGCGAUGUCCCCCCGCCCGGCAAAAGGCAAUUCCGGCUGUCCAAGGGGAGGGAAGAUGGAUUUCCCGGCUUGGGGCAGCACCGGGAAGGAGCAGCUGGUAACAGCGGCCAUGGGUUGAGUCCCCAGCGCAGCCUGGGACCCUGCUGAGCAAACCCUGAGCCACAGACAGCCCCUUUCCUUGCUCUGGUGCUGAAAGGGCUGGAUGUGCCUGUGACAACCCUCCCGGAAUAAAGUUCCCUCAAACCCUGGCUUUCCUUGGCUGCUGGGGUGGGAGGCUCCAAGGGGGACCCUGGGGUCCUGCAGUGCAGAGGGCGCAGCUCCUGCUUGAGAAAACCUCCCCUGAAGCGACACCACCGUAACUCCAGGGUGUCUCCCACACCUGACCAGCUUCUCCUUGGCCUUGCAGUGACGUGGAGUCCCGGAGGGGAAAUGCAUCCUGAAUGGGGCUGAGGCCCCCUGCUCGGGAAUAUGCGGCCUCGGCACCGCGGGGGCAGCACCAGGGCAGCGGCCGGCGUGCGGCGGGAUGGUGGCAACCUUCAAGAUCGCCGUGCUGGGAGCCCAGGGCGUGGGCAAGAGUGCCAUAGUCCGGCAGUUCCUGUACAACGAGUUCAGCGAGGUGUGCGUGCCCACCACGGCCCGCCGUGUCUACCUGCCCGCCGUGGUCAUGAACGGCCACGUCCACGACCUGCAGAUCAUGGACUUUCCCCCCAUCACCGCCUUCCCUGUCAACACCCUGCAGGAGUGGGCGGACGUGUGUUGCAGGGGGCUCCGGAGUGUCCAUGCCUACAUCCUGGUCUAUGACAUCUGUUGCUUUGACAGCUUCGAGUACAUCAAAACCAUCCGCCAGCAGAUCCUGGAAACGAGGGUCAUCGGCACCUCGGAGACGCCCAUCAUCAUCGUGGGCAACAAGCGGGACCUGCAGCGGGGCCGGGUCAUCCCGCGCUGGAACGUCUCCAACCUGGUGAAGAAGACGUGGAAGUGCGGCUACAUCGAGUGCUCGGCCAAGUACAACUGGCACAUCCUGCUGCUCUUCAGCGAGCUCCUCAAGAGCGUGGGCUGUGCCCGCUGCAAGCACGUCCACACCACCAUCCGCUUCCAGGGCGCGCUGCGCAGGAACCGCUGCACCAUCAUGUGAGAUGUGAGCCCCCCUGCCCCCGGGGACCCCCGGCUCUGCUCCCCGGAGCUGCGCUGGAGGCGCCUCCGUGUCCCCUACGGUGACAUUUGGGACGGGGAGCCCUGGGCAGGGCGGUGCAGUGGCCAGGAUGGACAGGGAGGUGGCCAGGAUGGACAGGAGGUGGUCAGACUGGACAGGGGGUGGUCAGGAUGGACAGGAGGUGGCCAGUCUGGACAGGAAGGUGGCCAGGAUGGACAGGAGGUGGUCAGCAUGGACAGGGGGUGGUCAGGCUGGACAGGGAGGUGACCAGGCUGGACAGAGAGGUGGCCAGGAUGGACAGGGAGGUGGCCAGGAUGGACAGGGAGGUGGCCAGGAUGGACAGGGGGUGGUCAGGCUGGACAGGGGGUGGUCAGGAUGGAGAGGGAGGUGGUCAGGAUGGACAGGGAGGUGGCCAGGCUGGACAGGGAGGUGGCCAGGCUGCCUGGGCAUGGUGAAGGGUGUGGGUGAUCCUUGGUUAAACCCCUGAGCUCUCUCCGGUGCUUGAGGCCGAAGCCAUCCCUGGGGGCUGUGCCCAGCACUGGAGGGUGGAGCAGGACCCUCGGAGGGUGCCCAGAUUUUGGCUGUCGGUUCAUCCCUGCCAGUCCCUGCCCUGGCAGCGCAUCACCUGCUCCUGGAAGGGAAUUACCCAGCGCCUGUACCCCGCUGUUCUGGGCGUGCUUCUGUCUCUGGGGCAUAGGGGAACAGGAAUCCUGCUUUUCCCCUCGUGGAGCUGGGAUUUCUCCCUAUGGAGAGCAGCCAGGUUACAUGGGCUGUCUUUGAGCUCGGUCGGGUCAAAUUUCCAGGUGGAAUUUCUGGAUAAAAGCGAGAAAGGGGGGGAAAAAGUAAGUCAGAAUCCUGCUCCUGAUAUCCCCAGGAUGCUGGAUUCUGCCUUCCCAGGGCUCGGAGCUCCCCUCUGCCCCAGCACAGCCCCGGAGGCUUCUCCUCCCCCCAGCCUGUGAACACCAAAUAAUCUGGGAACGCUCCUUGCCCGUCAGGUCACCCCUCUGCUACCUCUCGUCCCGGGCUCAGCAGGGACCGGCUUUGUUCCACCCCAGCCCCGCGGUGUCCCGGGCAGGGGGACAGGGGUCCACUGUCCCUGUGCCAUGGCAGCCACCGGCAGGGCCACCAGCUCCGACCCCGCCGGCUUUUCCCGCAGGGAUGUCACCUCCAUCCCGGUGAGACCCUCGGCAGCAGCCGGGAGCUGGAGCAGCACUUCCAGUUGUGUUCUUGGGGGUUUUUUUUUCUCUCUGCAUAUCCCUUAUAGGAAAGUGAGUCCCCCCGCUUUUUUUUUUAUUAUUUUAUCUAUUUAUUUUUUAAUCGUUCUGGUUUAUUUUUCGCACCAGAGUUGCAGCUCAUCUGCGGCCUGCCCUGCAGGGUGGGUUGGCAAAGGGCAGCCCCUGUCAGGAGAUGAUGAUGAUGAUGAUGAUGAUGGGGCAGUGAAGGGCGAGCAAGAGGCCAAAGGGGUCGUGGUUUGUCCAUGGCUGGUCCUUGUGUGACACAGGGAAACACCAUCCUCACCUCCUGAGGCAGGAUCUGUGUCUGAUCCAUCCUCCAGCAAAACCAUCUCUGUAAUUCCUGCUGUAGCGAGGAGCUGGAGGGGCUCAGCGCUGCUCUGGGCAGCAAACCAGGACACCCAGCUCUGUCUCCCACCACAGCCAGGUGUCCACGGCCCAGCAGCUCUGCUGUGCCCUCAAAAUGAUUCCCCUUAAAGGCAGCUCCAGCUGAGCUCCAGUGCCUCUCAGCGCCCCAUCCCUGCCCCAGGGCUGGGGGUACACACACCCUGCUCCUCCCUCCCUGCUUGGGGAAUCAAACCCCUUGCUCCAAAAUGAACAGAAAAAGGGAAAAAAUGAGGAAAGGCAAUGGGAGGGGACACGGGGCCAUCUCAGCCGGGAAGGGCAGUGGCACUUGUCACCAUCCCUCGCCUUCACGGCAAGCCCGGCUCCCCCAGCCAAGCUCAUCCUGUCAGGAUUUAUUAACACAUGUAAGUCCACUUAUCGAUCUCUGGCUAGAGCUUUAUCCCUCUAAAUUGUCUGAGAAGGAAAUUCCUCGGUAAAUGCUAAUAAUAAAGCAUUUAUGAAGUGCUCUGACGUACACAUAUCAACGACUAAGCCAAUACAUUGUUUGUUAUAACCCUGUAGCCUGCAGUUUAUAGCACAAUUAGUUACAGGUUUUUAUAGCAUCUAUUUAGUAUUUUGAAGAAAAAAAAAAAACAAAAAAAAAAGGUUAUAAAUAUAAUUGUUAUAUUCUAUUGUACUUUAUAGACAGAGGAAGUUAUAUUAGUAAUAAUAACAACUCUCACUGCUUCGACAGCACUUCCCAGCUCCCGGGAAAACGAGGGCUACAAAGAGUUACUUUCCCAAGAGCCCAGGAAGGGGUAGGUGGUGGUGGUGGCACCCUGGGUGCAGGCAGGGAAUCCCAGGCAGGAAGAUCCGAGGUUUCCAGGCGCAGGGAUGGGAGCUCACGGGAGCACAGCAGCAGCCACGAGCACCCCGCAGCCCUACUCACCCCUUACUACAGAUUUACCACUCACCCAACGCCACCCUGGUCCUGCUGAGAGCAGCCUGGGCCUGGCACAGGCUGGGAUGGCCCCACUGCUGUGCCCAGGGCAGCGCCAGGUUUCUGCCCCCGUGCUCGUGGAGGUGAUGCCUGGGUUUGGUUCGGCCCCACCAAGGAUGCUUCCCUCUCCCUCCCUCCUCCUCCUGCCCCACUGAGCAUCCCAGUUGCCUGGACUUGGCUUUCCUUCCCCCCCUGGACUCCUUGUCAGAGAUUCCCGAGGUGUCUACACCGCCUGUGACGCCCUGCACCUCCUUCUUUGAAAUUGAAUUAAAAAUCAGGUCUGUCCCCCUUGUUCCA
Messenger RNA from Cyanistes caeruleus (blue tit), 4769 nucleotides. NCBI's taxonomy places the organism in Eukaryota, Metazoa, Chordata, Aves, Passeriformes, Paridae. The record is from RefSeq and is a predicted model, not a curated record.